AUGGGUGUUCUUAAAUUAGCACAUAUCAAUGCGCGAUCACUCACAAACAAUUUUGAUGAAUUUCAAGAUCACGUUAUGCAUAACAAUUAUGAUGUAGUUGCAGUUUCAGAAACUUGGUUGCAAAAUACUCUUGAUACAGAUGCUAUUAACUUAUCUAAUUAUAAUUUUUUUAGGAAGGAUCGAGGAAGUAGAGGAGGUGGAGUCGGAAUUUAUAUUAAGUCUUACUUCAACUGUUCCGUUAUUGCUAUGGAAAAUUCUGAUAGUUAUGAACAACUUUCGAUAAAAGUUUUAGACAAACAUAAGGUAGUGUAUGUUGUUGGGGUGGUUUAUAGACCUCCUCAUGGUAAUCUAAGCGAUUUUUUGGAUAAUUUCGAAGAAGCACUUAGUACUAUUAUUUCAAUUCACGAAAAAGUUUUCUGUUUGGGUGAUUUUAACAUAGAUCUCUUAAAACAUGAUGAUAAUAUGGUUAUAAAGUAUCGUUCUAUGUUGGACGUAUUUGGUUUAUCUCAAAUUAUCGAAUGUCCUACACGUAUAGCUAAGGAUUUUUUCUCAUUAAUCGAUCACAUCCUUGUCUCUGAACAUAAGUCAAUCUUGAGCAGCGAUACUGUAAGCUCCAAUAAUUUCUCUGAUCAUGAUUAUGUUGUUUGCAAUGCAGAAUUGGACUAUUGUCAAAUUCAUACGUCUAUUUUUAGCUUUAGGAAUUUAAAAGAUUAUGUGGGGGUAGCUGCUUCAUUUGAAGAUGCCUUAAUGGAAGUAGCGUGGAGUGAUAUUUAUACAUUACCUGAUGUUAACCACAAGGUUGCUUUUCUAUCACGUAACUUGCUUUCCCUUUUUGAUGAUUUCUUUCCCAUUAUAACGGUUACAUCCCGUAAACCCAAAGCACCUUGGCUCACCGACAAUAUCAAAUUGAUGAUGAAACUUCGUGAUAAUGCUUAUCGCCGGUUUAAAAAAACGAAAAAGAAUGGCCAUUGGGAGUAUUAUAAAUCUUUAAGAAACCUUGUAACAUUCUCCAUCAAACAGGAAAAGAAAGCUUAUUUAAAUUUCAAGCUAUCCAAUGGCGAUAAAUCAUCUCUCUGGCGAGCCGUCAAAGACUUGGACAUCUAUAAAAAACAUAAUGCUAAACUACCUAACGAGUUAAACAAACCCGAUGAAAUUAAUAGAUUUUUUAAUCAAUCCAUUUCUAAUAGCUCUAUUGCCACACAGAGCCAACAUUUAAAUUGCUAUAAUACUAUACAUCAUAGCGUUAACGAUAAAUUUAAAUUCCAUUCUGUGAGGAAACAUAUACUUAGUUAUGAAAAUUAUUAA
Messenger RNA from Photinus pyralis (common eastern firefly), 1305 nucleotides. RefSeq lists its product as uncharacterized. Gene Ontology annotation, molecular function: catalytic activity. Bases 1 to 1305 code for a protein of 434 amino acids. The record is from RefSeq and is a predicted model, not a curated record. Lineage: Eukaryota; Metazoa; Arthropoda; Insecta; Coleoptera; Lampyridae. The transcript has a single exon.